GCUGCGUGCUUACGCAGCACGCACGACCGGGGGUGGGGCUGGCGGCCAGGCUGGCGGCGGAGGCGCGGGGCCUGGUCCCGCUGGCACCAUGGCCAAGACUGUGGCCUAUUUCUACGACCCCGACGUGGGCAACUUCCACUACGGGGCUGGGCACCCUAUGAAGCCCCAUCGCUUGGCCUUGACCCAUAGUCUGGUCCUGCACUACGGUCUUUAUAAGAAGAUGAUCGUCUUCAAGCCGUACCAGGCCUCCCAGCAUGACAUGUGCCGCUUCCACUCUGAGGACUACAUUGACUUCCUGCAGAGAGUCAGUCCCACCAACAUGCAAGGCUUCACCAAGAGCCUGAAUGCCUUCAACGUGGGCGAUGACUGCCCAGUGUUUCCGGGGCUCUUUGAGUUCUGCUCCCGUUACACAGGCGCAUCUCUGCAAGGAGCAACGCAGCUGAACAACAAGAUCUGUGACAUUGCCAUUAACUGGGCUGGUGGCCUGCACCAUGCCAAGAAGUUUGAGGCUUCCGGCUUCUGCUACGUCAACGACAUUGUGAUCGGCAUCCUGGAGCUGCUCAAGUACCACCCCCGCGUGCUCUACAUUGACAUUGACAUCCACCACGGGGACGGGGUUCAGGAGGCCUUCUACCUCACCGACCGGGUCAUGACAGUGUCCUUCCACAAAUACGGGAACUACUUCUUCCCCGGCACAGGUGACAUGUACGAAGUCGGAGCCGAGAGCGGCCGCUACUACUGCCUCAAUGUGCCCCUGCGGGAUGGCAUCGAUGACCAGAGUUACAAGCACCUCUUCCAGCCAGUCAUCAACCAGGUGGUGGACUUCUACCAACCCACGUGCAUUGUGCUCCAGUGCGGAGCCGACUCCCUGGGCUGUGAUCGAUUGGGCUGCUUCAACCUCAGCAUUCGAGGUCACGGUCCCGAAGGAAGAAGGAAGCGAAGACCCGGGAUAACCGUGGAGAACCUACUUUGUUUAGAUAAUGCGGUUUGGAAAGAGUUUUCUGAGGAGUGGACAUCUGAGCUGAGACCUGGACGCCCAAAGGGCGAGUGCGUCGAAUACGUCAAGAGCUUCAACAUCCCUCUGCUGGUGCUCGGGGGCGGCGGCUACACGGUCCGGAACGUCGCCCGCUGCUGGACGUAUGAGACAUCACUGCUGGUGGAAGAGGCCAUAAGCGAGGAGCUCCCCUAUAGUGAAUACUUUGAGUACUUUGCCCCGGACUUCACGCUCCAUCCAGACGUCAGCACCCGCAUUGAGAAUCAGAACUCACGCCAGUAUCUGGACCAGAUCCGCCAGACAAUCUUUGAAAACCUGAAGAUGCUGAACCACGCACCCAGCGUCCAGAUUCACGACGUGCCCGCAGACCUCCUGACCUACGACAGGACUGACGAGGCCGACGCCGAGGAGAGGGGCCCCGAGGAGAAUUACAGCAGGCCGGAGGCGCCCAAUGAGUUCUAUGACGGAGACCAUGACAAUGACAAGGAAAGCGAUGUGGAAUUUAAGACUGACUGGGCUUGCCGUGUCCCCAGGAAUUUCUUUUUUCCUCUUAGUUGGGUGGGAGGGAAAGGUGUGACUCCCCUACCCCUGGUCUGGUUACUUUCAGGGCAGUUACCAACACCGGGGGAGGCUUUGGAGACCACCUCUGGUUCUUGAACCAGCUGUUCCCUUUCUUCUCCCUCCAAGGCUAGACCACGGUACCUGUUAGGGAUCGGAUGGGGAUAAGGAUAGACGUCUCUAGGACCUCUCGGGCCGUGGGCCCUAGAGGCCAGUCCCAGCCCUUCUGGCUUCCUCAUUCCUUCUCUGCUUCCCUCCAACCCAGAGACUUUGGGGAUGAAGGAAUAGGCAGCAGUACGGUUGCUUCUGACGUCCACCUCCCCAGGCUUCUCCUACUGCAAGCCUUGCUUCCAGGUGAAGAGUAAGGGAUUUUAGGGAGCCCUGGCCCCCUAAUACUUUAACCCAGAUAAUGGGAAGUGUGACUUGGAAAGGGGGGAGGAUAUGAAAAUGUCCUGCUCUAACUUUUGGCUUUAUGUCCAUUUUACCACUGUUUUUAUCCAAUAAACCGAGUUGGUAUUUUUUGUAC
Molecule: messenger RNA, 2078 nt
Organism: Sus scrofa (pig)
Lineage: Eukaryota; Metazoa; Chordata; Mammalia; Artiodactyla; Suidae
Source: RefSeq, a predicted model, not a curated record